This is a messenger RNA of Prinia subflava (tawny-flanked prinia), 1448 nucleotides long. It is a transcript of the gene MC1R, whose product is annotated as melanocortin 1 receptor. The coding region runs from base 1 to 945 and encodes 314 amino acids. NCBI's taxonomy places the organism in Eukaryota, Metazoa, Chordata, Aves, Passeriformes, Cisticolidae. The record is from RefSeq and is a predicted model, not a curated record. The transcript has a single exon. Gene Ontology annotation, molecular function: melanocyte-stimulating hormone receptor activity. Gene Ontology annotation, cellular component: plasma membrane; cytoplasm. Gene Ontology annotation, biological process: regulation of metabolic process; adenylate cyclase-activating G protein-coupled receptor signaling pathway.
AUGUCGACGCUGGCCCCCCUGCGUCUGCUGCGCGAGCCCUCGAAUGCCAGCGAGGGCAACCAGAGCAACGCCACGGUCGGGGCCAGUGGUGGCUGGUGCCAGGGGCUGGACAUUCCCAACGAGCUGUUCCUGGCGCUGGGGCUGGUGAGCCUGGUGGAGAACCUGCUGGUGGUGGCCGCCAUCCUGAAGAACAGGAACCUGCACUCGCCCACCUACUACUUCAUCUGCUGCCUGGCGGUGUCUGACAUGCUGGUGAGCAUCAGCAACCUGGCCGAGAUGCUCUUCAUGCUGCUGCUGGAGCACGGCGUGCUGGUGAUGCGCCCCAGCAUUGUCCGCCACAUGGACAGCGUCAUUGACAUGCUCAUCUGCAGCUCCGUCGUGUCUUCCCUCUCCUUCCUGGGGGUCAUUGCUGUUGACCGCUACAUCACCAUCUUCUAUGCCCUGCGCUACCACAGCAUCAUGACGCUGCAGCGGGCCGUGGUCACCAUGGCCAGCGUCUGGCUGGUCAGCACUGUCUCCAGCACCGUCUUGAUCACCUACUACCGCAGCAACACCAUCCUCCUCUGCCUCAUCGGCUUCUUCCUCUUCAUGCUGGUCCUCAUGCUGGUGCUCUACAUCCACAUGUUCGCCCUGGCCCGCCACCACCUCCACAGCAUCUCCAGCCAGCAGAAGCCACCCACUGCCCACCGUGGUGGCAGCCUGAAGGGUGCCGUCACCCUCACCAUCCUCCUGGGGGUCUUCUUUAUCUGCUGGGGGCCCUUCUUCUUUCACCUCAUCCUCAUCGUCACCUGUCCCACCAACCCCUUCUGCACCUGCUUCUGCAGCUACUUCAACCUCUUCCUCAUCCUCAUCAUCUGUAACUCGGUGAUUGACCCCCUCAUCUACGCCUUCCGGAGCCAGGAGCUCCGGCGGACGCUGCGGGAGGUGGUGACGUGCUCCUGGUAGGCAGGGGGACACCGUACAGGGCACGGCCACUCCCGCCCCGAAAUGGACAGAUGGACGGACGGACAGACGGACAGGACGAGCCGCGGGGUGCCCAGUCCGGGCGAGGGACUCACGGUUCCCAAUAAAGGCUCUUUGCAGUGACGCUGUGGCUGGCAUCGGGCAGCCCCGGGGGGAGAGGUCCCUCCCGGUCCCACCGGUCGGUCAAGGGUCACCUGCUCCCGGCAGGAACCGGGAAGGACCGGCUGGGCUGCGGGAGGCUGGACCCACGGUGGGGCGGCCCCGGCCGCCCCCGGACAAAGGGCCCAUCACCAUCGCCUUUGUUCUCGGGCCGCGCCCGCCGCCGCCCACCUCGUCACUGACACCGGCACAGUCCCCGGUCCCGCGGGGGCGACCGACGACCGAGACCCCCAGAGUGGCCCUCCCGUACCCUGUCCCUACCCCUCCCCGUUCCGGGACGCGGUUGGGAGGGGUGUCCCGUGUGUGUCCUCCCGCCCCGCCAGGCC